AUGCACUCUCCCAAGAAAAAAAAACCCUCUCUAGCAAUACACACCAAACUGAGCAUGUGCAGAGUGUCUCCACACCAUAUGUCUUAUCAGGAGAUAAGAGGGGAACACUGGAAGAAGGGGAGGAUCCGAGAAGUCAGGAUCAAACAGCCUUUUUACACAAUGCAGAGGAUUAAACCCUUAGGUUCCACAGUGAGUAUAACAAGCAUGCUUUACUGCAUAUACAGACUGAUUUUACUGUUGUGGGUUUAGUAACACUUUAAUGU
Molecule: messenger RNA, 263 nt
Organism: Staurois parvus
Lineage: Eukaryota; Metazoa; Chordata; Amphibia; Anura; Ranidae
Source: the annotation of a GenBank genome assembly